Messenger RNA from Penicillium brevicompactum, 1830 nucleotides. Its product is annotated as peroxisomal biogenesis factor 3. Gene Ontology annotation, molecular function: protein-macromolecule adaptor activity. The coding region runs from base 1 to 1830 and encodes 609 amino acids. The record is from RefSeq and is a predicted model, not a curated record. The transcript has 3 exons. Lineage: Eukaryota; Fungi; Ascomycota; Eurotiomycetes; Eurotiales; Aspergillaceae. Gene Ontology annotation, biological process: protein import into peroxisome membrane. Gene Ontology annotation, cellular component: peroxisomal membrane.
AUGAUCGGUGCCACAAGGCGCUGGUUCCAGCGCAAUCGCAAAGGCCUUGCGAUCGGGGCCGGGGUGAUAGGAGCCGGCUAUCUGGCCGGCCAGUAUGUGCUAUCCAAGAUCUCCGAGGCCAGAGAACGCAUGAGCAGUGAUCGGAUUGCCCGCGAAAAUUUACGCCGCCGAUUUGAGCAAAAUCAGACCGAUUGCACAUACACCGUCCUAGCCCUGUUGCCGACCGCCACCGAGAACAUAAUCGAAGCCCUUCCGGUGGAGGAGUUGACGAAGGAGCUUCAACAGAAGCGAGCGGAGAGAUUGGCUCGGCUGAACACUGGCGAGGCUACUGGUUCGGAUUUCAGCUCGGUGGCUCCUAGUCUACCGGAUGAUGCCAGCUUCCAGAGUGAAGGCUUCGUGCACACGAGCCAGGCUGGGGACUCGGAAGGUCAACCUCGGCCCAAACGGAACAAGACUCAGCUGUGGAAUGAAGUGAAGAUUACCUCUAUCACCCGCUCUUUCACCUUGAUUUACACACUCUCCCUGCUCACCAUCUUCACGCGUAUUCAACUCAACCUCCUCGGCCGCCGCAAUUAUCUUUCCAGCGUGAUCUCUCUUGCUACACCCCCUGCGAAUGCUUCCACGAUCAGCCUCGAAGACCAUGACGACGAACUCACACAAACAUUGGGCGAUGACUUUGAGACCAACCGACGCUACCUCGCAUUCAGCUGGUGGUUGCUCCACCGCGGAUGGAAAGAGCUCGUGCAAAGAGUGCAAGUCGCCGUCGAGGAGGUGUUUGGCCCACUGAACCCCCGCGAGGACAUCAGCUUGGCCAAGCUCUCGGAAUUGACUCUGGAGAUCCGCAGAAAGGUUGAAGGUAGCACGGAAGACGAACGGCGAUCCCAGAAAUGGCUCUCCUGCCUAUUGCCCCCGGCAGAGGAGGAAGAGUACGUCUUGCGGGAGUCGGGUGUCGAAGGCGUAGCAGACCCAUCUUCUUCGCAGACAGCUUUGAAGCUGCGUCAUCUCCUGGAUGAGACAGCCGACUUGAUUGACUCUCCCUCCUUCUCUUACGUGUUGACCCUUCUCAACAACGAAGGCUUCUCAACCCUCAUUGACCAGCGAUGUGCCGCCGAUGCUUUCAAGGCACCCACCUCUACCCCGGAAACUGCUCCUCAGUCCUUUGAUUCUAUCGCAACUGUCAUACCCUUAGCUGCCAAUGCUGAGCGCAAGACAAAGCUUGCCAAUCUCCUGGCCGUCAUGGCUCGCCAGGCACAUGUUAUUGGAAACGGCACUCAUUCGCCGAAUGAAUAUCUGGUUGCAAUGGACCAGAACGUUCGCGAGCUUGAGGCUUUCUCUGCCGUGGUCUACAGCUCGAAUUUUGAUCUUGAGCUCUUGGGCGCCAAGGAUCAAGUGGUGCCCCCACGGGAUACUGACUUUACGGAUGCCUCCCCGGCUUCUCCAUCCUUCUCUCAUGUUAUGGUAGAGAGGGAGGUUGAUGUUGAAGUAAACCUGAAUGAGGAUGAGGCUUCCAAGCCAUCCAUCGUUGAGCACGUUGAGUCCUCAGUUAUUGAACCACUCGAGGCGCUCACUCCUGAGCCGGUUGAGCCCUCGGUCAUUGAACAUGUCGAGUCCUCUGUGGUUGAACCUAUCAAGUCGCCCGUCCUAGAGCCCCUCGAAUCAUCUACUAGCAUUGUUGAGGCUGCUGAGCCCCGCGCUGAGCCCGAGGAGCCAGUCGCUACCGAGUCUCUGGCCGACUCUGCCUUUGAGCAGGCGUGGGGUAAAGCCGUCGAUGACGCCAAAGAUUCUCCCGUCGAGGAGCUCCCGACAGAGCAGACCCACACUCAGCAAUGA